GUAGCCCCUCCCCCCCUGGGCCCCGCCCUGCAGGAGUUGGGGGCGGAGCUUCGGGGCCGCGGGGGCGGAGCCACGACCGAGGCCAAUCUGCCGCGGCUGCUGAGACAGCGCGAAUGGGGGCGGAGCUUCGGGAGGGCGGAGCAAUCGCAGCUGAGAGCGCAUUUCCUGCCCAAUCACGAGCRGUGGCUGCAGCCCCACCCCCAGAAGGUUUUCUGCGCCGUUUUCUCCUCCUGCGGCCGCCGAUUGCUCAGCGCCUGCCAGGACCACACGCUCCGCCUGUGGGAGGUGUCGGGGGCGGGGCUGCGGCUCCUCCGCGCCACCAGGGGGCGCAACGUGGGCUGGAGCGUCCUGGACGUGGCGCUGACCCCGGACGGGACCCAGGGGCUCUACUGCAGCUGGUCCAGCUACGUUCACGUCUUUGAUUUGUUCGGGGACGGCGACGCCCACACAGCGCUGGACUUCCGGCCGGACGAGCGCCGCUUUGCCGUGUUCUCAUUGGCUGUCGGCCCCGAGGGGCGGGAAAUUGUGGGCGGAGCCAACGACGGCUGCGUUUACGUCUACGACCGCGAGGCGCAGAGGAGAGUGCUCAAGUACUGGUUUAUACUGGUCCAUACUGGUCUAUACUGGUUUAUACUGGUCUAUACUGGUUUAUACUGGCAGGGGGACGGCCGUUACGUGGUGUCCAACUCCAAGGACCAAUCCGCGAAGCUCUGGGACCUGCGGCGCCCCUCGGGGCCGGCGGCCAUCGCGGCCGCGCGCCGCGCCGUGGCCCGGCAGAGCUGGGAUUACCGCUGGCAGNUCACCCCAAAAAAAGCCCGCCGGGCCACGCCCCUUCCGGGCGACGCCUCAUUGGUCACUUUCCGGGGUCACGUGGUCCUGCACACGCUGCUCCGCUGCCGAUUGGCCCCGCCCGGCCACGCCCCCGCCCUGGCGGCCGGAAGUGCCGAGGGGGCGGUGCUUGUCUAUGACGUCAUGACGGGGCGGCCCCUGCGGCGUUUGACCAAUCACAGCGCCUGCGUCCGUGACGUCAGCUGGAGCCCCCGGGGGGCGGGGCUUGCCACCGCUUCGUGGGACGGCACCGUCCGGCUCUGGGAUUAUCGCGACAGCGAUGACGAGGAGGAGGGGGCGGGGCCUGGGAAAGGGGCGGGGCCUGGAGGGGGUGGGGGGCACGCCCACUGACCCAGACCACGCCCC
Messenger RNA from Malurus melanocephalus (red-backed fairy wren), 1194 nucleotides. RefSeq names its product DDB1 and CUL4 associated factor 11 (gene DCAF11). Gene Ontology annotation, molecular function: protein binding. The record is from RefSeq and is a predicted model, not a curated record. The transcript is spliced from 11 exons. Gene Ontology annotation, cellular component: Cul4-RING E3 ubiquitin ligase complex. Gene Ontology annotation, biological process: proteasome-mediated ubiquitin-dependent protein catabolic process. NCBI's taxonomy places the organism in Eukaryota, Metazoa, Chordata, Aves, Passeriformes, Maluridae. The annotation marks the transcript as partial.